UUACAGGUGUUGAUGAAAUACUAACUGCAUAUUCACAAACAAUGAAUUCUGUUGAAUUAUAUGGACCUACAAAUUUUUCUCCUAUAAUAAAUCACACAGCCCGAAAAAUUAGGUCAGAAUUGGAUGCUGGAAAUAAUAUGGUUUAUUAUGUAUUGUUAAUAAUUACAGAUGGUGUAAUCACAGAUAUGCAAUCAACAAUAAGAGCAAUAAUCAAAGCUAGUUCAUUACCCCUAUCAAUAAUUAUUGUCGGUGUGGGAAAUUCUGAUUUUACUAAGAUGCAUAUAUUGGAUGCUGAUGAUUUACCUUUAACUGAUGGUAAUUCUCGGAUGGAAAGAGAUAUCGUACAAUUUGUGGUUAUGAACGAGUUUCAAACGGAAUAUUCAAAAUAUUUAUUGCCUAAGAAAGUUUUAGAAGAAAUUCCUGAUCAGUUUUUAGGGUAUAUGAAAAGAAAUGGAAUAAGACCUCGUUCUCCUAUUAAUAAUGAAAUUGUUCAAUUAAUUGAUAAAAAAUACAAAACCAAUAAUAAUGAUUAUGGUAAUGCUGGUAGUGCAACCUAA
Diversispora eburnea is the source of this 557-nucleotide messenger RNA. The record is from the annotation of a GenBank genome assembly. NCBI's taxonomy places the organism in Eukaryota, Fungi, Glomeromycota, Glomeromycetes, Diversisporales, Diversisporaceae.